Molecule: messenger RNA, 3917 nt
Organism: Haliotis rufescens (red abalone)
Lineage: Eukaryota; Metazoa; Mollusca; Gastropoda; Lepetellida; Haliotidae
Product: dynein axonemal intermediate chain 4-like
Exons: 24
Coding region: 99-2621 (840 amino acids)
Biological process (GO): cilium movement
Cellular component (GO): axonemal dynein complex
Molecular function (GO): dynein heavy chain binding; dynein light chain binding
Source: RefSeq, a predicted model, not a curated record
GCCCGUUUCUCAUAGCAACAUAUCCACAAUGGCGUAUCUUGCCUGUGAUGCAUAGUUUGAACGUAGAAUUCUAAAAGAGAGCUCGUAGUUUUGGGAAGAUGUCUACCGGGAAGCCCAAAAAACAUCUCGGACCUGGCAUGCAGCAAAACCCAGGGCAGAGCACAACAUCUAAGAAGAGCAAUGCCACUCAUUCCAUGACCAGAAGCAAGUAUGGGGGUGGAACGCGGAACACAGUCUUCGGGAGCUCCAGAAGCAACCUGGUGUCUUCUGCCAGUCGAAAGAGUGUCGGAGUGGCAGCCAGCGAGAAGUCAGUCAAUGUAAAGAUACCUAUUCAGGUGGUUGAUGAGUCUGGGAAUGAUGUAACACCUAUCUCGCUUCUGCACCUCGACCCUAGUGUGGUCAAGAAAAAUCAGAGUAACCUUCUUGGUGACAGCUCAGGCGGAACACCCACCGACCUGUCACAGGCAUCACAGUCAAUCUAUGGGUUUGGUGGUACGAUAAACCAAAGUGCCUAUGGUGGAGGCCCCUUCACAAGGUCUGUAUUCAGCCAGUCCUAUGACACAGGGACAGAGUCGGUAGCUGAUGACGAACACGCUGAUCUGUCAGCACCAUGGGCAGAUAUCCGUCAUCGUCGAGAGGAGGUGAAAGAAAUACUGACAGAUAUGGACCUGGAGAAGAUGGUGGACCUGACACUGACGGAGACGGAGACAAUAUGGCUGCUAGACAUGCCAGCUGUGUGCAUCUCACUGGAGUCAGAUGAGGCCGAUCAGGUCAAGACGAGGAAUGAGAAGUACCAGGAGCUGGUGAAGAGUCGUGUUGGCAAUGACAGAUAUGCAGAGAGAGGCAUGAACACUUUCAACGAGCCGCCAAAGACCAAGAAUAUUCAGACAACGAAGAUUGUAUACAAUGAUGUGGGCAUCUUGUCAACAACUUGGGACAUGUAUGACACAUACGAGGCCAUAGAGAAAGAAGCAAGAGCCAAAGAGGAAGCUGAAGAAGAAGAGGAAGGGACAAUUAGUCGCCCCACAAGUCCCAAGACCACCGAUGAGCAGGGUGAGGGUGACCCCGCCCCAGUUUCAAGGGAGACUACUCUCGUCAGAGGGGGCAGUGCCCGGCCAGGUUCCAUCAUUGUGAGAUCAGUCGCAAGUCGACUGACAGAAAGUCGAGCAACUGUGGCCUCGUCUGUGGCUGGGUCAGAGAGUGUAUUUGCCAGCAGGGAGACGGGAGUAUCAUCCAUGCCGACUGAUACACAGGCUCAUGACGAGGAGAAGAUACUGAAGUCUGAGAACCUAAAGCGUGACCUAUUCAUGAUGGAAAGAAACCUCAACUUGAACUCAUACCAACCCAAACAAGCCCUCUAUAGAGGAUACGGCAUCAUCACAGAUAUAGAUCGAGAGGUCUCCAGUAUGACCCAAACCAGUGUGGCUGACAUGGGUCCAAACCUGGACCGUCUGUGGUCCUACUCCUGCCCACUGACCAAGGGUCGGAAUGUGUCCUGUAUGACUUGGAACAAACUCAACCCUGACCUAAUUGCAGUUGGAUAUGGUCAGUUUGAAUUUACAAACCAGAAAGGAGGUUAUAUUUGUGGAUGGUCGCUUAAAAAUCCAGAGUUCCCUGAGAGGGUAUUCACGUGCAAGGAUGGUGUGACAGCACUGGAUUUCUCUACAGCAAACCCUAACUUACUAGCGGUUGGAAUGUAUGAUGGUGGAGUGGCUAUCUACAAUGUCCGACACAUGAAAGAUGAACCAAUUGUGGAUAAUUUCGGGUCAUCGGGUAAACACACAGCGCCAGUCUGGCAGAUCAGGUGGAUUGAGAAGGAGCGAGGGUCCGGAGACGAGAGGGCAGAGGUCAUUGUGUCCAUCUCCACAGAUGGACGGGUCACACAGUGGUCAAUCAGGAAGGGUUUCGAAAACUAUGAUUUGAUGCGUUUGAAGAGAGUGACCACCAGAAUUGGAGGCAAGACAAGAGAGAAGAAAGGGGAAGCAUUUAUCUCCCGACAAGCUGGCGGACUCUGUUUUGACUUCCACUCAAGAGACACCAAUAUCUACCUUGCUGGUACAGAGGAGGGCCACAUACACAAGUGUUCCUGUUCCUAUAAUGAGCAGUACCUGGAGAGCUACUCCGGACAUACAAGCCCAGUGUACAAGAUCCAGUGGUCACCUUUCGUGCCAGACAUCUUCCUGAGUUGCAGUGCUGAUUGGAGCAUCAGACUGUGGCACCAGGACCAGCAGAAGCCAAUCCUCACCUUCCUCUCGUCUACAAAAGCUGUAAAUGACAUAUCAUGGUCUCCGAGGUCAUCCACAGUGUUUGCUUGUGUCAAUGAGGGUGCGGUGGAAGUGUGGGACCUCAAUGUCAGCACUUUAGACCCUGUGAUAAUCAACAACCCUACAACGGACACCAAACAAGUAUCUGUCACGUUUGCCAAAAACUCAGAGUGUAUUCUGGUGGGAGACAGCGAAGGCCAAGUGACAGUCUACCAGCUCAGGUGUAUGCCCAUGCCUCCAGUCGAUCAGGUUGCAGCUCUGAAUGGGGUAAUCAAGGCCUCUCUAGCCAGCCAGUUAGAUAAUGUAUCAAGCGCGCCACCCAAGGAAAGCAGCGAUGACUUCGAUCUGGGCAUCUGAAGACCUUUCAUCAGUAUUACUGUAUCACUCUUAAACACAAUCUAACCAUGGGGUACUCAGAGUACAGUAGUGGGCUGAACAUUUGCGAGAAACGAUAACUGAGCUCAUGUGAAUUCAUCACUACUUGCUAGUAACUACUAGUAAUUUUAAACUAUAUGACUUUGAAGAUUUGUCGUUCCUCCAUCUUGGUAUGAAGACUUUUACAGAUUGUCCAAGUCUCCUGAAGUCGUUUUUGUGCAUAAUGGUGUAAAUAACAAGCCAUGUUACCAUUCCAAUUGUUACCACCAAUAUGUUAAAAGGCAACAUAUGUGUUGAAUUAAAAUCAUUCUUUUUUCAAAAAGAUCCCAAAGUUUACUUUCAGUCCAGUGAAUGCCUAAUCAGUUUUAAAUGGUAUAUUUUUAAAGAUUAAAUGAGGUUUGAGUAACUUGUAAAAGCACUAGCUCUAUGGUAUAUGAUGAAUAAGCAUAAUGCACAGUUACUUAUUUUUGCUAGUAUAUGGACAAAGGGACAAAGCUGAGACACUGAACAUCAUAAUGUAAAAGAAUAAUAUACAAAAAUACCAACAUGUAAGUAGAAAAAUUUUAAUGGAAUUUUUAAAAUUAUUAUGUCUCGGUUUUUACCAUGACCACAAAAUAAAGCUUGUGUUUUAGUAUUGAUGAAACUAUUCACUGGAAACUGCAUCUUGGAGAUACUUAGUGAUGAAGCAAUAGAGAAUAUUGCCCUCCUAUAUAUGUUACAUAAAGAGAAUAAAUAAAGGUGAUACAUGAAAACAGUAUUGUAUUUAAAUCAGUAUCUGUCAGUCCAGAGAUGCUGAAGAUGUGUGUAAUCAGCUUCAUCAGAAACAAUCUUAAUGCACAUAUUGUUGAUGCUAAUGUGAGCUUUUGUCCUAUGAAGUUCUAUAAACUUAAAGCAUUGAAGUCUUCAGUUAAGAUGGGAGUGUGAUACUAAAGCAUACUAAUGCACCCCUUUCUUUUAUUUCUUAUUCAUGAUAUAAUUUUGUCAUUCGUCAUAGUAACUUACAGUGUUCAUAUUCAUUUUUAAUGAGACCGAGCUUCAUGAUAAUUUGAGGAGGAAAUUAAAGAAUCACAUGUACAUUGAGACUAUUUCAGGGUGUCUCGUGAAACAUUCCAUCCAUAUUUAUCUGUGAUACAAGUUUGUGCAGCAUGAGUUAUUUAAGUUCUUGUUAUUUAAUGACUUCUUGUUUUUCCAUCAUAUAUAUUACUUAUACAUUGUUCAAAGAAUGUUCUGUUUUAUGCAAUUCAAACUUUGCAUAAAAAUGAAUAAAUUUAAAAAGAA